ACCAUCCCCCACAGGCUACACAAUCUGUUUUUUUUUGUUUGCUUUUGCUGUUUUUUCUUUUUUUUUCGUUUGGUUUAUUAAUUUCGUGCUGAUGUGUUUCGUAUGCCGCCAAAUGAAAUUUGUGUGCAAUGAGCGACGAAUGCAGGCCAACAGCAACAACAACAACAGCGACAGCAGCAGCUACAAUAAUAACUUUAAUAUUUAGAGAUAUUGGAGCCUUGUCCGCCUGCUUCAUUUGCAGACUGGAUAUCCCACAACUGGACAACUUGGCCAGGUUCAAGUGCAACCAGUUACCAGUUUCCAGAAAUAUAGCAACAACAAUAACAGCAGCAGUAUUAGCAACAGCUUUAGGCAGAGCUCAAGCUCCAAAACUCGAGAACCGAGUUCCACUUGACGGUAAUUCCAAUGUAUAUAUCAAGUACUUAUAAAAUCUACAUGCGGCCACCUAACUGUAAAACGCACUGUGUAACGGUCAUCCGCAAAUAGCAAGUGGAAAUUGCGCAAUAGCAGCAGCAGCAACAGCAGCAGCUAGAUGAGCAGAAAACAAACUGUAACCACAACAACAACAAGCAAAAUACAUUCUCGGCAAUUACAUAAAAAUUGAAACUAGAAAUUGGCGGCGCAUCCAAUUACCAAAUGCUUUUGUUGCUGCCAGAACUAUGGCAACAACAACAAAAACUAU
Molecule: messenger RNA, 682 nt
Organism: Drosophila grimshawi
Lineage: Eukaryota; Metazoa; Arthropoda; Insecta; Diptera; Drosophilidae
Exons: 2
Coding region: 129-428 (99 amino acids)
Source: RefSeq, a predicted model, not a curated record